AUGGCUCCGCAUGCCACUCUCUUUGUCAGCUCCAAGCAGAGGCUGAAGGCUGCAUCUCAUGUACAGUAUACCGAGAUGGAGUACAGACAUGACUAUGCCCAUGAAGAUGAGCUGACGCAUUAUGAGGCUCUCAGUCGGGGUCUCGUAUGUCAGUGUGCUUGUGCCCUCACAGAGCCCCAGCUCACGUUCAUCAGAUGGCGGUACAAGCGUGUGCUCACUGUAUUCUUGCGCUGGGCUGGAGUGCAGUGCGGUGAUAAUGGCUAUGAGCCACGUCUUGCUUCAAAGGUUUGUGUCGGUGACGGUGUACACAUACACCGUGACAUGUUGUACUACAUACCCGAUGCUGUUAGGCAGGACGCGCUCAGUGCGCACGGAUUCUCCACAACUUGA
Molecule: messenger RNA, 390 nt
Organism: Phanerochaete carnosa HHB-10118-sp
Lineage: Eukaryota; Fungi; Basidiomycota; Agaricomycetes; Polyporales; Phanerochaetaceae
Exons: 1
Coding region: 1-390 (129 amino acids)
Source: RefSeq, a predicted model, not a curated record